Phaedon cochleariae (mustard beetle) is the source of this 16835-nucleotide messenger RNA. The record is from the annotation of a GenBank genome assembly. NCBI's taxonomy places the organism in Eukaryota, Metazoa, Arthropoda, Insecta, Coleoptera, Chrysomelidae.
CGCUACUGUCACUGCUGUCAAAUUUCUACAACCUUAGGAAAUGUCGCACCGAAUUACAAUAAUGUGAAAUUAAAGUAAUUUUAUAGAUAAUGGCAACACAAAAACCUGGAGAAUGGGCUAAUACUUUAAUCGUUAGGUUUGAGGAACAGCUACCUUGUCGCAUUGGUCCCCAAACAACUCAUUCAAGUAUCAAUGAAGAACAAAACAAAAACUGUAUCAUUCAAAUAUCCAGGUAUCGUUUUGCACUUGUUCUGGAUGGAUUUGUUAAAGUUCUCAAAAGAAUACAUGAACUGUAUCAAUCAGGUGCAUGUAGUACUUCCCGUCAUGGACCAGAAGCUGAAAAAAAUUAUUAUGACAGCAUAAUCAUAGUACUGGAAACACUGGAAAAGUGUUUCAGCAUACAACCCAAAGACUCAAUACAAUUAACUAUGGAAGAAAACCAAAAUUUAAAAUGUUUACUCAAAGAAAUUUGCACUUUUUUAUGUACGAAAGACAUGCCUCCUGAUAACCCCAAUCUCCUUUCUAUAAGAUUACUAGCCAGUAAAGUACUGUUUGCUUUAAGUGUAAAUUUUUUUAAUGCAGUUUUCAAUCGAAUCUCCUCAAAAUUACAAGAAUUGGCCUCAUGUCCAGAUGAAAAUCCAGACUCUAGUGAUAUAGAAUUGAUACAACACAUAAAUGUUGAUGUGUCAAGACUGAUUCGAUUGUUUUUGGAAGCUAUAUCAAAGUUUAGGUUAUUAAAAAAAUCAGCGCAUCUAGUGUUGGUUAAUUCUCUGGAGAAGGCUGUGUGGAAUUGGAUGGAAACAUAUCCAUAUGAAUUUGCGGAGUUGCAGAAGAACCCGAAUGAGGAGAUGUCAAAAUGUGCCGAGCAACUUUUUGAUAUUUUGGAUGCAUUCGGUGACAAUAAGAAAGGCAGGUCUUCUGUUUGGUCUUUGCAGAUGAUGCUACUAGUACUGGCCCCUACUGUUCUUGAAGAAAUCGUGAAUGCAGAUACUGGAGCCCCUUGCUCACCAAGGCACAUCAAAAAAAAGUUGUUCAUAGAUAACAUAAAGAGGUGUAUCGGACCACACAGUAACAACAAGCAGCUAACAGAGGCAGCUGCUAUAACUUGCGUCAAAUUGUGCAAAGCAUCCACGUAUAUCAAUAUUCUUGAUUCUAAUAAUGUAGCUUUCAUACUAGUCCAAAGUAUAAUCAACGAUCUGAAGGCUCUCUUGUUCAAUCCAACAAAACCGUUCUCUCGAGGUCAGAACUCCCCGUACCAUGACAUGGACCAGAUGAUCGACUGUUUCGUCUCUGUUUUCCGAAUAAAACCACACAACAAUGAGGCCCUCAAAGUUUGCCUCAACCUCAAUUCUUCCAUCACUUAUCACUACGUCUUAGUCAAAUCACUGUACCAAAUCGUCACACAACCUAGGCUGCAUUGGUGGCCGCAGAUCGAUCUGGUUUACAGCAAAUCAUCGGAAUUGAGAGCUAUGUUCACUGAUACUUUGAACAAAGUAUUCCAGGGUUGUAGCGCACAUACACCCCUGAGAAUGAUCCAGAUGACUCUCAAAGGAAAGGACUGUCCAGGGAAAUCCAAAGAGCGCGCAGAAGAGGUACCUGCGUCGCGAAAUUUAUUGUUAUAUAUGGUUAGGUUGGUUCAUGCCGAUCCUAUGUUGAUGCUGAACAACCAAGGCAAAGCGGGACAUGAGAUACAGAGCUCAACGUUAGAACUCAUCAAUGGCUUGGUCUCACUAGUACAUCAGUCGACGGUCCCAGAAGUUGCACAAGAGGCCAUGGAGGCUCUUUUGGUUCUCCACCAUCCUGAGAAGAUUGAAAUGUGGAACCCAGAAGCUCCAAUAAACACGUUCUGGGAUGUCAGCUCUCAAGUUCUUUUUUCUAUCUCGCAAAAACUUAUUCAACAUCAGAUCUUGAAUUAUACAGAUAUAUUGAGGUGGCUCAAAGAAAUUUUGAUCUGCAGAAAUGCGUUUUUGUCGAAGCAUAAGGAGUAUGCGAAUUUGGGAAGUUCAAUAGCAAUUUGUAAGCAGGCUCAUAUAAAAUUGGAGGUGGUGUUUUAUAUGUAUCUAUGGAGUAUAGAUAUGGACGCGGUUUUAAUAGCAAUGAGCUGCUUUUCCCUACUAUGUCAAGAAGCUGAAAUACGAUGUGGUUCAGAUGAAGUUACCGUAACAUAUUUGGUUCCAAACUAUCAUGUCUUUCAAGAACUAGCUCAGGCAUCGACAGUUCUCACGACAGGUCGAGCAGCUUUACAAAAAAGGAUCAUGGCUCUUUUGAGAAAAAUAGAGCAUUGUGUCAAUGGGGUACAGCCUGCUUGGGAGGAAACGCAUAUGAAUUGGAAUGGCUUGUGUAAAAACUUCAACACAUAUCCUAAAGUGAGAGCCGAAGACGGACAAAUGGAGUCAUUUCAUAGGUCGGCUGGAAAAAGAAGAGCAUCGCAUCAAAAUUCAGAACAUGAGUUAGAGGAGCAAAUAACGGAAUGGGCGAACAUGACUGGUUUCCUAUGUGCUCUCGGUGGGGUAUGCCUGCAAAGAAAUUCCCCAUCUAAACCUACGUUAUCAGCAAGCUCGCAUUCCAGCUUGUCGACAAUGACAAUAAACUCGAUAGGAAGUAGUAGCUUGUCAAACGAUCAAAGUAGUACUAGUUGUAGCAGGAAGUCGAAUACUCUCCAGAGUCAGCAUAACCCACAGGAUCAAAGGCAGUACUGCCCUGUGACAGCGUUUGUGGAAGGGCUGUUGCAUUUACUUGUAUGCAACAAUGAAAAAUUCGGUGCACAAAUCCAAAAACACGUUAAAGAACUCAUAGGCCACGAAAUGUCUUCAGCACUGUACCCCAUAUUAUUCGAACAAAUCAAAUCCAUAGUGGACAAGUUCUUCGAUCAACAAGGCCAAGUCGUAGUGAACGACUUGAACACUCAAUUCAUCGAACACAUUAUUUUCAUUAUGAAAAAUAUCUUAGACUGUACCAAAAAUGACCAGCCUUCAGAACACUUGGGGGUGACCAGUAUCGAAGGAAUGAUGUUAGCUAUAGUUAGAUACGUGAGACAUCUGGAUAUGACAGUUCACGCCAUUCACAUCAAGACAAAGUUGUGUCAGCUAGUGGAAUCCAUGAUGAAUAGAAGAGACGACCUGGCGUUUAGGCAAGAAAUGAAGUUCAGAAAUAAACUCGUCGAAUAUCUUUCAGACUGGGUUAUGGGCACCUCCCAUCAAAUCGCCCCUCCUAGUUCAGGUGACGUCACAAUGAUCACCAGAGAUUUAGAUCAGGCUUGUAUGGAGGCCGUGGCAGCUCUUCUAAGAGGUUUGCCUUUGCAACCUGAGGAAUCCGAUAGAGGAGAUCUCAUGGAAGCCAAGAGUCAGCUUUUCCUCAAGUAUUUCACUCUGUUUAUCAACUUGUUGGGCGAUUGCUCGGAAGCUGCUGAAGUGGAAAAAGAUUUGGGUAAACAGAAGGUUUACGCUGGGAAAUUGAAUACUUUGAGGAAUGCCACUAUUCAAGCUAUGAGUAAUUUGCUGUCUGCUAAUAUUGAUAGUGGACUGAUGCACUCUAUAUGCUUAGGUUAUAAUAAAGAUCUACAAACGAGGGCUGCUUUUAUGGAAGUACUGACGAAGAUAUUACAGCAAGGCACAGAAUUCGACACGUUAGCCGAAACUGUCCUUGCCGAUCGUUUCGAGCAACUAGUACAACUGGUCACUAUGAUCAGCGACAAAGGAGAGUUACCAAUAGCUGUAGCACUCGCAAACGUUGUAACGACAUCACAAAUGGACGAGUUGGCUAGAGUGUUUGUGACCUUAUUCGACGCCAAACACUUGCUGUCCCCUCUACUCUGGAACAUGUUUUAUCGCGAAGUAGAAGUUUCAGAUUGCAUGCAGACACUUUUUCGCGGCAACUCCCUCGGAAGCAAGAUAAUGGCUUUCUGCUUCAAAAUAUACGGUGCCAGUUAUUUACAAACACUUCUAGAACCAUUGAUAAGUCCUCUGUUAGACGACCCGUCUCACAGCUUUGAAGUGGACCCUGCGAGGCUAGAACCAAAUGAGGACAUCGAGGAAAACAGACAGAAUUUAAUCGCUUUGACUCAGAAGGUGUUUGAUGCUAUUGUUAAUUCAGCAGACAAGUUUCCUCCUCAGCUUAGAUCUAUGUGUCAUUGUCUCUAUCAAGUUCUGAGCAAGAGAUUCCCGCAGUUUCCUCAGAAUAAUAUCGGAGCUGUCGGAACUGUGAUAUUUUUACGCUUUAUUAAUCCUGCCAUCGUUUCACCCCAAGAGAUGGGUAUCGUAUCUAAGCCUGUGCCGAAUUCUGUCAAACGAGGACUCAUGCUGAUGUCAAAGAUAUUACAGAACAUCGCCAAUCAUGUGGAGUUCAGUAAGGAACAGCAUAUGUUACCGUUCAAUGAUUUUCUGAGAGCGCAUUUCGAAAUUGGUAGAAGAUUUUUCAUUCAGAUUGCUUCCGAUUGUGAAACUGUCGAUCAGACUGCUCAUUCCAUGUCAUUUAUAUCAGAUGCGAAUGUUUUGGCGCUCCACCGUUUAUUGUGGAAUCAUCAAGAGAAAAUUGGAGAUUACCUUUCGAGCAGUAGAGACCAUAAAGCAGUUGGUCGGAGACCAUUCGAUAAAAUGGCCACUUUGUUAGCUUAUUUGGGGCCUCCAGAACACAAACCAGUUGAUUCUCAUAUGUUGUUCUCGUCUUAUGCAAGAUGGAGUUCCAUAGAUAUGUCAUCAACUAAUUUUGAAGAAAUCAUGGUGAAACACAAUAUGCACGAGAAAGAAGAAUUCAAAUCCAUAAAAUCACUGAACAUAUUCUACCAGGCAGGUACAAGCAAAUCUGGGUAUCCUGUAUUCUACUAUAUUGCAAGGAGAUACAAAAUUGGUGAAACGAAUGGCGAUCUCCUCAUCUACCAUGUUAUUCUAACCCUAAAACCGUUCUGCCAUUCUCCUUUUGAACUAGUCAUCGAUUUCACCCACACCUGCUCUGAUAACAGGUUCCGAACAGAGUUCCUUCAGAAAUGGUUUUAUGUCCUACCCGAAGUAGCUUAUGUCAACAUACACGCUGCUUAUGUUUAUAAUUGCAAUAGUUGGGUGAGAGAGUACACAAAAUUCCAUGACCGAAUUUUAGCUCCUCUGAAGGGAAACCGUAAGAUUAUAUUCAUCGAUAUGCCCAACAAACUCAAUGAAUUUAUUGAACCAGAGCAACAGAAACUACCAGGAGCUACUCUCAGUCUCGACGAAGACUUGAAAGUAUUCGGAAACGCUCUAAAAUUAUCGCACAAAGAUACCAAAGUGGCAAUAAAAGUCGGCCCAACUGCCAUUCAGAUAACCUCAUCCGAGAAAACCAAAGUCCUUUCUCAUUCCGUACUGCUUAAUGAUGUAUAUUAUGCUUCAGAAAUUGAAGAAGUAUGUUUAGUUGAUGAUAACCAAUUUACCUUAACCAUAGCAAACGAAAGUGGUCCCCUUAGCUUUAUUCAUAAUGACUGUGAUAGUAUCGUACAAGCUAUUGUUCAUAUAAGGAACCGAUGGGAGCUCAGUCAACCUGAUUCCGUAACGGUUCACCAAAAAAUUAGACCAAAGGAUGUCCCUGGCACUCUUCUAAAUAUGGCUCUACUAAAUUUAGGCUCUUCGGAUCCUAAUUUGAGGACAGCAGCUUAUAAUCAACUCUGUGCCCUAACUGCAACUUUCGAUUUGAAAAUCGAGGGACAAUUAUUGGAAACUCAGGGACUGUGCAUUCCUUCUAAUAACACCAUAUUCAUAAAAUCUGUAUCAGAAAAACUAGCAACGAACGAACCACACCUAACUCUGGAGUUUCUCGAAGAAUGCAUACAAGGAUUCAGGGAUUCUAGUAUAGAACUGAAACAUUUAUGUUUAGAAUAUAUGACGCCAUGGUUGCCUAAUCUUGUUAGAUUUUGUAAAGCACCUGAAGAGAACAAAAGACAGAAACAGGUUGCAGGGAUUAUAGAAAAAUUGAUAUUGCUAACAAUAGAAGAAGUCCAGAUGUACCCCUCUAUCCAAGCUAAAAUUUGGGGUUCUAUCGGGCAGGUUCCCGAACUGAUCGACAUGGUGCUAGAUAACUUCAUUCAUAGAUCCGUUAACUCGGGCCUAGGCUCGCCGAUGGUGGAAAUAAUGGCUGACACAGCUGUAGCUCUAGCAUCUGCCAAUGUUCCUUUGGUGGCCAAGAAGAUAAUUGGCCGGUUAUGCAGGGUAAUUAAAAAAGUUGUUGAUAAAACUUGUCAAUCCCCAACACCACUUCUGGAACAACAUAUGAUGUGGGAUGACAUCGCAAUACUAGCAAGAUAUCUUCUCAUGUUGUCAUUCAACAACAGUUUAGACGUAGUACGCCACUUACCUUACUUAUUUCAUACUGUUACAUUCCUAGUAUGCUCCGGUUCGUUGAGUAUGAGAGCAUCUACACAUGGUUUAGUCAUCAACAUCAUCCAUUCUCUAUGUACAUGUACAAGUCCCUCAUUCUCAGAAGAAACACAACGCUUACUCAGAUUAUCGCUUGACGAGUUCUCGCUGCCAAAGUUUUACUUACUUUUUGGUAUAAGUAAAGUGAAAUCGGCAGCUGUGACAGCUUUUCGAUCGAGCUACAGGCAUCCGAAUGAAAAAUGGUUCGGCAGUGAAAGGAGUUUUUCAGGUGUGUCUAGCCAAGACAGAGAACGUUUGUCUUUGACCUCCCUAGAAGUUAUAACGGACGCGUUACUCGAAAUCAUGGAAGCUUGCAUGAGAGACAUCCCUGAUUGUGACUGGCUCACCAGUUGGACGUCUUUAGCGAAAAGUUUCGCUUUUUGUUUCAAUCCGGCUCUACAACCAAGAGCUCUGAUUGCUUUUGGGUGUAUAAGCAAAAGUAUAACUGAUCGCGAUAUGACUCAACUGCUGAAAAUCUUGGUGAAAGCUCUGGAGAGUUUCACAGAUAUCAUGUUGAUUGAGGCUCUAGUUAUGUGUUUGACCAGACUGCAGCCACUGUUGAGGCCUGAAUCUCCUAUCCAUAAGGCACUGUUUUGGGUGGCUACCUCUGUUUUGCAGUUGGAUGAGGCAUCAUUGUAUGCCUCGGGCUUGGCCUUGCUGGAACAGAAUUUACAUACUUUGGAUUCACAAGGAAUCUUUGAGGACAAGUCUUUGGAAUCCGUGAUGAUGCAAACUAGAGAACCACUAGAGUGGCAUUUCAAGCAGUUAGAUCAUGCUGUCGGUCUUAGUUUCAAGGCUAAUUUUCAUUUCGCCACAGUCGGUCAUUUGCUCAAGGGGUACCGUCAUCCCACACCUACAACAGUUUCUAGAACUGUAAGGAUUUUGACUAUGCUGUUGACUAUCGUUGCUAAACCUCAUAAGAGAGACAAGUUUGAAGUUACACCAGAUAGUGUUGCAUAUCUUACAGCAUUGGUCGGAUUCUCGGAAGAGGUCAAAAGCAGAUGCCACAUCAAACACUCCCUACCUCGAUACUUGCCUGACUCGAUAUCGCAGGAAUUCGUUAUGGAUAAUGUAAUAAGUAAUGCUUCCUCACAUCACGGAACUAUCUCAGGAACCAGUACGUCCAGUAACGUAAACCGUAGACAGAAAUCAUGGGACUUACUAGAUCAAUCAGCCCUAACGCAAGCCAGAUAUAAGCAAGCGCCGCAAGCACAUCAGACUGCACGAGCCCUCUUCAAAAUGCAACGUUCAUUUUCCAUGCCAGCUUCAAAAGACCAAAAACCUCUCAGUGACGAAGAUGAAGCAAAGAACCGGAGUACUAGAGUAUCGGUUAGCAACGAAAAUAAUGUUCUACUCGAUCCUGAAGUACUGACCGACUUCUCGACGCAGGCUCUUGUUUUGACCACUUUGGCCACCUUAGUCAAAUACAGUACUGACGAAGCCGAAACUAGAACUUUAUAUCAGUAUUUGGCGGAAGGGGCUGUAGUGUUUCCCAAAGUGUUUCCAGUUAUUUAUAACCUACUUGACAUGAAGAUCAACAAUGUUUUGACUUCUUGCCAUGAUCAAGAUAUUCUAAGUGCUGUUAGGAGUAUUAUACAAAACAUGAUAGCCUGUGAAGAUACAGGGCAACAACAACUGCAUUAUUUGCAGAGCUGUGGCUUCGGAGGGCUGUGGAGAUUUGCAGGACCAUUCAAUAAGUACAACAAUAUGGCAGAAAGUAGUGAGCUGUUUGUAAAUUGUCUAGAAGCAAUGGUAGUAACAUGUCUUCCAACCGAAGAACCUGAGAUCGAAAACGGGGAGCUGACUACUUAUCCGUCGAUGCUCAGUGUGAGUUCGAAUAUGAACCUUUCGGCCAGCCUGUCCAGUCUGACGUCACCAACGGAAAAGGAGAUGACCAGAGACGCCGAGGGGGGCAGCACUACCUCACUCGGUCGAUCGUCCAUCUCUAAACAGCGUAGCAUCAAAAGCAAGACCCACAUACAUUCGGCAAACAGUUCGAUUCAUGAGUAAGGACAUUGGGUCAGAUGGGUUUUUGUCAUUUUUAUUUGUAGUACAUGCGGCUGGGCAGUACCUCAGAACGAUAAAAGACAUAGAGAUGCCAAUGUCCGAAUACUGAACAAUGCAUUAUACUUAUAACUGGUUUCUAUGCAAAAGUGGGGAAGCCACGGUCGGGGAAGAUCAGGCGCGGAUCCAGUAUUUUGCUCGGAGACACGAAUUCGUUUUGCCCAAACAUCCGUGAAGACGAUCCUUUAGAGUUUAGAGCAAUCAUAAUGCAAUAAACCUAACUUUCGAUUUAAAGGCAUUUUACAAGGCCCGUAUUUAUAGUCGCUCCUUAAUGUGACCUCGUCCCUUAAAACAGCCUUGAGGACCAGUUUCCAAUUUAAAGUAGUAAUAUGAGCUCGGAGGAAGCCUCAAGGAAAUAUCAAUUCCAAGGAAGGUAGAAAGGUACCUUGAGCAUUCCUUGAUCCAAUUUCUAGUAUCAUUUCAGGUUAAGUUAUGAAUUCCAUGAAUGGAAUGAUGAAAUUGAAUGUAGUAAUCAAAUGAAUAAGUCUUGAAAUUUGUACAGAGAAUAUGAUUCAAGUAUAUCGAUUUCCAGUAGAAGCUAAUUCAAGUAUAGAUCAUAGAUGAAAAGUAAAUCUUUUUUAUUUCAAAUAAUAGGUAUAUAUUACAAAUAAUGCAAACUCAUCAUAUUUACAAUUAUAUAUAAUGUAUCAUCUUGAUGAUUUGUUCAUGAGAUUGAAAUACAUACUUUUUAAUGAACAACCCCACAAAAUCACUGAUUCAUUCGAAGUAUUCAAUCAAAUGGAUAUUUUUCCUCUCCCUGGCAUAUUAUUCCAUUGCAGCUUGAAAGAAUCCGAUUUCAAUAGAGUAAUUUUUGUAUUGUAAUUUUUCAACAUCGUCAUCGAUAAACUCUUCGACCCUUUCUUCAUUUUGCGAAACCUUGGAUAUAUUUUAUCUGUGAUCGAAGUAAUAUAUUGUUAGAGUUAGGGUUGCUGGACUGUGUGCACGUGAAUAUAUACCAAAUAAGGGAAGAUAUUGAAUAAAUUAUUUUACACGAAAUACAAAUCUUUGAACAAAUUUGAACCAACCUUUGAAGAUUAUUACUGGAUAAUUAGAAUCUUUCGACACAGUAUAUUUUCCUUUCUCGACACUCAUUGUCAAAUUCGACAUUUUAUAUUUUGUGACAAACACGUGACAUGAAACAACAAAUUAGGUCAUAGAACACUAAAAUUAUACACUGUUGUCAAGUGUAAGGGCUCCUUUUAGAAGGAAUACUCAAGGGAGGUCUAUAAAACAAGUUUAACGUCAAGUACUGUGGAGUCCUCAAGGAAUCCUUAGAUGAGGAGGACUUGAGGAGUUCUUGAGGAAACGACUAAAUACGGGCCUAAGGAAUGCGAAUAAAUGGUUAUGAAUUACAAUACACAAGACCCCAUUACUUCGUAUCACAGGCAACCACUCGGACGUGAUAAUCACGACAUAAACAUGACUCCCAUUAUAGGCCUGUUCGUUUGUGCUUGCUCUACCUGCUGAACUUGAUUUUUUUCUAUUACUCUCUCUGUUUACAUCAUGCCAUGAACAAGGACAACUAUGGGAAUAAACUACUUUAGCAAGUUCAGCAAUACAAACGAACAGGCCUUAUAUGUCAUUUAUAUCCUUUCAUGACAUUGCAGUGACGUAUAAUAUCACAUCGCUGUGGCUUACCAAUUAGAUUGAGUUCGUUGUUGCGCUUUGAUUUCCUGUUGGGUGGCAAGGAAAACAUGAAUAUACGUUUCUCAACACGGUAAAGCUGAAUUCGCCAACAUUCGAUGUAUUGCUAUCAAACUAUUUUUGGUAUGCUUACAUCUCGGCGACACGCACUUAAUAAUUUUUUAUAUUUUGAUGAAAUACAACUGACAGAUAGCGCAGAUGAAAAGGCUAUAUAUAAUGGAAAUAACACCCGAGAGACCACCAACAAAGUCAUUCUAGUGCAUAUAGUCAAUAUCAGAUGUCCUCAGUCAUAUCAUGUCUGAGGAAAGUUUUUUACGUGUUAUGAGCAAAUUUAUACGUCAUUCGGACAGUGCGACCUAGAUCGUGAGUGACUAACGUAAACAGAGGUGAAUUAUUUGACGUUACAAGAAAAUUUCUUUACUGAAGAACAAGUGCCGCCCAGAUGGCAAUCGAUAGCGGCUAAUUUGCCAAGGUCCAAGGAACCAGGAUAACAACAAAUUGUUAAUCUCAGAAUAAACAAGCCCGUCAUGUAAGAUGAGGAAGAAAAGAUAUCUCUAUAUAUUUUAUUGCUCUGUGAUGUACCUUGUGAUGAUGAAAGAGUCGAAUGUGCUGAGGCAUUUGAACCCGACAAUCCCGAAAAUGCCGGGAAGGGUGUUUGUUCCCUGGAGUUAUGUGUUCGAUUUUCAUUUCGUUUCUAGAUGAAUGAUUCUGUGCUGAGUUUUUGGCUGAAAUUCAUGUAGAGUUACUGGCCUACAAGAUGCUUCAUAUGAAAAACUUGCUUAUUGUUGGUUUGCUCAGGAAAUGCUGUUCCUAUUGAAAUUUAGACAUUUCUCUGAACAUUCGAAAGUGACAAUGAAAGGCGCACUAAGUACCCUCAAUGAUUAACUGUAGUUUUAACCUCAUUUCCACUAUUUUGCUAAUUAUUCCAAAGAAACAUUUAUUUUCACCACAUUUCCUUCCAGGCCAUUUUUCUACUGGAUCUACCCUCAAUAGUUUUCGAACCUCGAAAAUGCUAUACCUACUGAAAUGUUUUCAUCAUUCACGUAACAUGUUAAAAAAAUGUCCAUUGUCUCCCUGUGAGUUCUAGGGUCUAUUUGCCAUAAUAUUUCUCCAAUUUUUCCAAAUAAUUCUACUGGUAAUUGCCUGGGCUACCUUGAUUCUUUUCAAUCAUUCGGCAUCAGUAGGAUCAGUCAUAUAAAUCAAAUAUGUCAAUGUCUCCAACGAAAAAAGCGAUUGGGUGCCGAUGAGUCCGAUGAGUGAGCUGGCUUUGUUAUUAUCAAUUUCUAUGCAAAAUGUUGAUAGUCUAAUGGGAUUGAGUUCACAUCAUCAUUGAGAUGUGCUUUAUUGCCAUUAUUAUCAAAAGUUUCAUGUUGCAUAUGAGAGAAUGACUAUACCAAAAUUUCCCGAACAAAUGGAUAGGUCGUAUAGCAUCAGCUCGCCCGCCGGACUUGGCAUCCAGUGAUCUCUCUUUGCAAUCAUUUGAAAUUCGUUAUUUGAAAAACUUCUCCUAAGAAUUGUGAUCGAAUGCCAGGCUAUCAUCAAAGAAACUACUUCAAAGGUACACUGUAGAGAGUCAAUGAAGGUAAUUUUCAGUAGGUUUGUGCAUGCCUUUUGAUAAUACUUCUGGAAAUUAACUUAUUCACAAGUCGCAAAUUACCUCAAACCACUUUGAAUACGAUCACGACACGAAGUUGAUGUUUGUGGUUGCGUUCAAAAAAAGUGCUGGAUACUAUUUACAUAAUAUUUUAAGUGAAAAUUCGACUUUGGAACUACCCCAUUUCACUGAGUUUCUUAAUGAUAUAUGAUUUAUUUCUCAACAUAUGUUCUCUACAGGGUAACGCAAAAAUUAUCUAUACAUAAUUUCCUAUAAAAUUAUUGUUUCAUAGCUAUAAUGAUUGACCGCUACUACCGCUAGAAUAUAAUACCUACCCAUUAAUCAGUUCAAACUACAAUGAAAUAGUAGUUUGUUUUUCAUCUCCAUCAAUUUUAUGAAACAUUUUUGAAUCUUCUUAUGCCAAAAUAUACAUAUUCAUUACUUUCAAUCGCAAGAACAAUUCAAAAUUAUUUCCAUAACUGCAUAAUAUGAAGUAGAACAGUAUUUCCUGUGGUACCCGGAUUCGCCGCAUCUGAGAACAUUUACUAAUAAUAUCAAUUUUAUCUCAUGUCUCAAGGAACUAUUGAAAUCGAACACACAAUUGUAAGAAAUCUAUUAAAACUCAAAAGUGUUCAUGUUAAUUCAAUAAUCCUGACGACGAAAUAUCGAAAUAACUUAUAUCUUGAGAUAAUUAUGGGUCGGAAAAUUUGUAGUCAAACGUAUUGGCAUAAUAUGACACUAUAUUUGUAUUGAUAAGCUUAUGUAAUUUCGAAAAAUAACGAAAUGAGGAGGGAAUGAUACUCUGAAUGGAAGAUAAUUGUUUUAUGACAGUUUCAAUGUGAUCUUUUUGGAUCUGAUUAAUAUAUUGAGAAAUAAUACCUGAAAGGUCUGUACAAAAUGAUACAACAGACUCCUGAGACCAAAGUGAGAUGAUUCUGAUGAUGAACCAAAUUUACGUCUAUACCAAAACACUCCGUUUAGCUGCUACAGGGCGUAGGAAUUGAAUUUUUAUUAUUUAAUUAAACGCAACACCCUGUCGUUUGAGUAAGAACCUACAAUAAUUGAGUAAUUCUAAAGAGUAUUCAGGUAUGCAUCAAAUAAAUUUUGGUCAUUUAACUUGCAAACCAAUAUCAUAAACUGUCAUGAGGGCUGAAAGUAUUGAAUGAGAUUGAAACCUGUCCAGUUGCGAUGUCAUGAAAAAUUUCAUCAAAUUUUCAACCAACAGUAUUCCAAAUAAGUAACAUUCUGUAUGUCAAUCAAAAUGGUAUGGAAUGUUUUUCAUGCAAAAUAGUAAUUUUAGUGUGCCUUCUAAAUUUCAGAACGAUAUCUAUAGACAAUAUUGAAAUAUACGAAAAUAUAAAAUAUAUAAAUUCAAUUCCAACGCCCUGUGGCGCCUAAACGGGUUUUGAUAUAGAGAUAAGUUUGGUUUGAUAAUCUCACUUUGGUCUCAGGAGUCUGGUAUAAUUUAGUACAGACUUUUCAGGGUCACCCUGUGUGUGUAUAGAUGACGUCAAAAACUGCCUAUCGGUAUGUACUACUGAAAACUUGUGUUCAAUUCGUUCAUAAUUAAUUACGUUAUUUAAUAUUAAUACCAUUAAGACUGCUACUUUUAAUUCAUUAAGGUUAAAAUAAAAUUUUAGAAGGUAAUAAAUGAAGAUGACUUGUACGUUUCUUCUAUUUGUUGAUAUAUUCUAAACUCAACUGACGGAUAUGUGAAACCGAAUGUACAAAAUAUUUCUCUAUAGACAUGAUCCAUAAUUUUUUAAGUUCUUGCAUAAACGUUACUAAAUAUAGAGUGUACAUUUCAGUAUUCAACUAGGUUUUUCAUCAGUAAAUAAUUUCAUAUCUUUUUGCAGCAGUAACACAUUCGCGCUGAAUAGUCCUAAACCUGAAGGUAAAAGAAUUGGGCUACUAAAAUAAUUGUUAAAUGUGAGAAUAGUUUUUAUUUUUUGUUGAAAAUAUUUACCCGAUAUUAUUAAUAUAGUUAUUGAUUUAAAUGUACAUAUUUUUUUAAUAAGUAUACUAUUUUUUGCUGAGUAUUUUUAUAUUUCAUACAUAAUUCGCUAACAUGCAAUACAAAAUUGAACUUUCAAACAACGCACGAUUAUAGAACUAAUUAAUAUUUACCACUUGAUUGAAAUUCGUUAUUUAAUUUCAUUUCAGUAUUCUUUUUCUCAUAAAUGUAGUAUGAAAUGCUAUUUCACAUAUCCCAUUUUUUCAUAUACAUAUAUUGUAUUGAUGUACAAAUUUGUGUAAAAUUUGUGAUUGAUAGUAGUUGAUUGAGAUGAUGAUAUGGCGUGUCUAUCCUUUGAAGAAAUAUUCUACAAUUUAAGGCCGGGACACACAUAUCCGCGCCGAGUCCGCACCGCAUGACGGCCGUGUGUUGGACGACACACGGCGAGAAAAUAAAAUGAUGCAAUCUUACCAGAAAGUCCACACUUGUCCGCACCGUCAUCCUUCCGAUACCUCCGCAUCGUGUACGCGCCGUGUCCAACUAGUUCUGUUUAAUUUAACACGGAUGCGCUGCGGGCUCACAGAUGUUUAUAACAUGGAAUCGGAAAAGCUAAUAGAGGAAAUUUGGAAGUUUUCAGUGUUGAACGACCAAACAAAUGAAAAAUAAAGUCAAUUACACAGAACGUGUGUUGAAGAUAAUUUCGAUUUCGUCUCCAAUUGAAGACCUCGGUGCAAUAACAGGGCAACGGGCAACUCCAAUUUUUUAAAAUGUUGGGGAAUGGAAAAAAAACUCAUAUUUUUGAGAAACUUGAAAAACAUUAUGCUUAAUGGUAUGAAUCCUUUAGAGUUACGUUCGAAAAGCUGUAUUUACGUCGAUACUAUUUUCAUUCACAUUGUAGAAGCUAAAAAAGAAGUUUGCCUGUUUCUUGCCCCAAAAAGACAACAUUCUGAAAAUAUAGUCAAACUCGUGUAAUAAUUUUCCUCCUUUAUUGAAAAUGAAAUAUAUAACGAGAAAUAUUGUGAACAAAUAUUAUUUUGAACAUAGGAUGAAUCGCUGACGUUUCAUGCGUCUUGAUCUUCGUUAACAUUGCCAGAAUUUGGGCCCUCGUCGUCAACAGUUAUGAUUUUGGAACAUAUAUUCACUCCCCGAAUCUCGAAAGGGCUCACUUUCACUUUCCUAACUCCUGGAGUUGCCCGACUCUUGCACCUCAAUUGCUCAUGAGGUGAAUCCUUUACCGUGUUAACUCAAUAGAAGAUUGUUGGAUUCGCUUGAUUCUUGCACCAAAAGAUGCGCAAGAAAAAAUUCUAUAUGUUAAAAACAAUAACCCAAUUUCGGCAUAAAAUGGAGUUGCCCGGUUCUUGCACCGAGGUCCUCAAUUAGUAUCUUCUUCCUCUAAUGCGAGUGCUACCAUCGCUAACCCACUGCUACUGAUUUUUUUCAACAUCUUCAAGAAGGGCAAACUGAAAACUGAAAUGCAACUGCAUGCAGGCCGGCCGACACACGGAAAUGUGUGGCCUCCCACCUCCAUCACCGACUGUCGGCCGACUCGCGGAUUAGGCUCGGUGCGGAUGCGGUGCGGACUCGGCGCGGAUAUGUGUGUCCCGGCCUUUACUCCAUCAACUUUUUAUAAAUACAGUCACUUGACAAAAAUACAUCAACUUUUUAUAAAUACAGUCACUUGACAAAAAUACAUCAAUUGGUAUAAUGGAAUAAUGUGUAAUACAAUUCAGUUUUCGACAAGCUCGUGUAUCAUACCAAUCAGGUACCUACUGUCAAAAAUGUUGAUUAAUACAAAGAUGCAUAGCUUCACUAGAUGUUGAAAGGAAAUAUCAUCAUUUUGAAGCGUGACUUGAAUAAUCUGUUGUCAGUUUCAACUAUAUGGAAUUUCCCUCAAUUUUAUUCAGAAUAAUUAUGCAGUCAAAGGACAGCCUCGUUAUAACAGACCAGUUGAGCCGACUUGCAAUUUUAAAUUUCUUGUGUCUUUCGAAAGUAGGAUUUUUGCAACAGGAACAAACUUGAAACCAUAAUGUGCCUACCUUUUUAGUAAAAUAACGUGAUUCAUUUCAGUAUAUGUUCUGAGGGGCACAUGUUUUUUAAAAUUGUUGAAUUUUCAAUAUUUUUCAUUUUCAAAACGCCGUAUCAUGAUCUUGAUGAAAUACGUUGUCGAUUUUUCGUCACAUCAACUAUUUUGUAAUCUGCAUCUUUAAUUUGGGAAACAUUUUUUCAUUUCAGUAUAUGUUCUGAGGGGCACAUGUUUUUUAAAAUUGUUGAAUUUUCAAUAUUUUUCAUUUUCAAAACGCCGUAUCAUGAUCUUGAUGAAAUACGUUGUCGAUUUUUCGUCACAUCAACUAUUUUGUAAUCUGCAUCUUUAAUUUGGGAAAUGAUAUAAUAGCAGGAUCCGUUAUUGUAGCUAAAAAGGAAAAAACUCGAAUCAAAUAUUAAUUUGUAAUAGAGUAAUGUUUUCUUAAUCUUGACGUGUCAAAAAAUUAUCUUUGUUUCUGUUAUGUAUGACAUAUGUGACAUCUGAGAUGUGAAAGCUCACAUUCUCUUUGAAUGUGGAUAGGUACCCAUAAAGUAGGUAUCAUUUGAUGGUAAACAUAAUAAUCGGCAAUGCUUCAACUAUACUGGCUGAAUACGGAAAACCUGUCAAACCAUCAUUAUCAAUAUCAAAAUACGUGCAAGGGCCAGUUGUAUAAAGCAUUUGAUAGACCAUUGAAAAUAUUUAAUUUGUUUAUAUUCAUGCCAACCUAUGCCUUAGUUGAUGAGUUUGAUUCCUCGUUAAGUUAACAGAGAGGUUUAUACAACUGGCACCAAGACUCGCAAUAUAUAACUGGGGCAAUUUUUGUGAAUGGCUAGUAUUAUAGGUGGGAUCCUCUUAUCCUUCUGUUGUCUCUCUUUUCUCUGAAUUUUGAAUUCUCACGUUUACCAUAUGCCCGACGAUUUACUAAUAGGAUACUAAUAAGUCUCAACGAAGUUUGAAAUGACACAUAUGUCUCAAAAUGGCGCUUUGUGGAGGUUUUCCCAGUUCAUCAAUAAUAGUAUUGAUUUGUUUUUAUUGUAUUCAAGCUCACGUUUAUUAUUCUUCUAAUGUAAAUUCUAUUUGUGAUAGAUUUAUUAAUGUUGAAAUGACAAAAUGUAUGUUUCUUAAGUAUAUGUCAUUUGUAUCUAAGAUAUUACAAAUAUAUACGAACUGAAAGAUGAA